UCCGAAAAAGAAAGAAAACCCUAUAAAACCUACACUUUAUUGAGAACUCCAACUACUUUGUUCCUGCUUUUGAAUCAUUUCUGAAAACUCUUGUUGAAAUGGUUUCUCCUUCUUCUUCUUGUUUCCUACUUCUUCUUGUUGUCGGCAUUACUUGCACUCAAAACCGUAGUCCUUUUGUCAAUGGAGACAUCGAUUUGAUCCAAAAAACCUGCAAAACCACAAAAUUUUACGACCUCUGCAUAUCAUCUCUCCAAUCCGACUCAACCAGUUCAGAAGCCGACACAAAAGGGCUCGCGAUUAUAAUGGCGAAAGUUGCAGUCGCGAAUGCCACUAACACAAACACCUACUUAUCAUCCAAUCUACUCGUUAAGAACACGAACGACAAUUUGAAAAAGGCGUUGAAGCAAUGUGCAGAUAAGUAUUCCGCCGCAGGUAUGGCAUUGCAAAAUUCGGUUCAAGAUUUGACGUCGGAGUUCUACGACUAUGCGUAUAUGCAUGUGAUGGCGGCUGCUGAUUACGCGAAUGCGUGUCACAACGGGUUUAAGAGGUACCCACGGUUGGUUUAUCCACCGGAGAUUGCAGCGAGGGAGGAGGGUUUGAAGCGCAUUUGUGAUGUGGUUAUGGGAAUCAUCGAUGCUCUCGCGAAUUGAGAUUAUUGUGUAAUUUUGUUUUGGUGUCUACAAAUUGUAUGUGUUUUUUGUGUAUUGUGUAUUGUGUUUGAGAUUUGUGUAUUGUGUAUGUUAACAAGGUUUUCUUAAUGAUUCAAAUUUCUGGAAA
Messenger RNA from Lactuca sativa (garden lettuce), 777 nucleotides. It is a transcript of the gene C/VIF2, whose product is annotated as cell wall / vacuolar inhibitor of fructosidase 2. NCBI's taxonomy places the organism in Eukaryota, Viridiplantae, Streptophyta, Magnoliopsida, Asterales, Asteraceae. The record is from RefSeq and is a predicted model, not a curated record. Gene Ontology annotation, molecular function: enzyme inhibitor activity.